AUGGCUUCUAUAUAUCUCUCGUCGAGUGCGCAACAGCAGUUAGCCCGUAUCUCCGACAUUCAGUCUGAACCACGUCGUACCCUAACGCCGAUUCAAGGUUAUCAAAAUCUACCCUUGGUCACACUCGAGAAAUCUAUUGAACCCCUGACCGACCUCAUCGAAGAUAUUGAGGCAAUGGCUUACAAUGCUGUGCAGCAAACGCAAGAACUCUCUGCCAUACCAGAUGGUUUCACUGUGAAUGAAUCCGCCAGCCUUCGUCUCUACUCGAUGGAAUGGAAACCGGGAAGUCUGUACACCAUUCUCAACCGCAUUCUCCGUUCAGAAGACCGAGAACUACAGGAAUCAUUCUUCUACUACCUGAAGUUAUUCUUAACAGCACUUUGGAAACUUCCACCAACCGGGCGUAUCCACGUUCAACGCGGUAUCAAACUUGACUUAAGCGAAGAAUAUCCUGAGGGCAAGACUUUCACGUGGUGGGGUUGCUCGAGCACUACGCAGUCUAUUAAAAUGCUCGAAUCAGAAAAAUUUCUUGGAAAAGGUGGAAUUCGAACACUGUUGAACAUUGAUUGUAGUUCAGGAAAAAUCAUCAAAUAUCAUUCGGCCUAUACCCACUGA
Messenger RNA from Didymodactylos carnosus, 615 nucleotides. The record is from the annotation of a GenBank genome assembly. Lineage: Eukaryota; Metazoa; Rotifera; Eurotatoria; Philodinida; Philodinidae.